GGCAUUGAGUAGAGAUGGAUCUAUCCUACUUUUUGCUCGCGUUUUAUCUUUUUAUCUUAUCUUUUAUUUUCAAAAUGAACCAAUUUAGAUUUAUUUACUGGAUUUUAUUCUGCAGUUUACUAAUUCCCCAUGUUUGUUAUGGAAGUGCAAUGGAUCAAAGACAAAAGCCUCGCCAUAACUCCAAACCAAUCAGGCAGACGGAUGCACAGACUGAUGAAAUCCUAUUUUUCAUGGGUGCUGAUAUUUUCCUGUGGAUUUUCCUGAUUUGUUUUUACUUACGCAGAGAGCUGAGUUUCUGCGUUUUUCUCUGGCUGAUUAUUGUUAAAAUUGGAGACAUCAUAGUACCCUCCUGGGGCUUAGUGUCCAAUAUGUUCCAUGAUGUCUACAGGAUCUUCUUUUCAAGCAAAGUUAACCCGACAGAGGCUGAGCUAGAAGCCGUCCAGAGAGUUAGUAGAGUACUAAUCCUUUGCCUCAGCAAUGCUAUGGUGAUUUUUGUGAGCAUUGUUGGAUUACGUCUGUGGAGCAAGGUGACUAUAAGGCAACUGAUAAAUACUGGCCGAACUGUCAUGCAGUUUAUAUCAGCAACAGUUUCUGACUUGUACGAUAUAUACACGGUAAAGGAGGCAACCAACAAAGAAGCAAAACCAGCCAAAACAAAGAAAACUGGCGAAAAGAAAUGCAAAAAAGUAACAUUUAACCUAGUACCACAACUCAUAGUGGACCUGGAGCCAGAAAAUCCUGCUCAAGAUAUUGAGGAGCCAAUAAAGUCAGUCCAGGAGAUUGUAGAGCCAGGAGACUCUUCUGAGAAGACAGUGGCCUCAUUAUAUCCUACAAUUAUAGAUAUCAGGCAGAAAAUGAUCCUUGUUGAUGGUCUUUCACAAGGGAACAGUGUGGCUGGCCAUACAGAAAUUCCCUGUAUGAGGAGUGGCUCUGACUAUAAUACGGAUAUGAAUAACAGUGUUCUGCCUUCAGUGCCCACUGUGAGCCAGGCAGCAGCAGAUGUCCCUAUGUCUGUGAAGAAGAAGAAGAGCAGCUUCUCAAGAUUCAUACAAAGUCUCAGGGACAGAGCCACCAGGUCAAAUAAGAAGAAGAGUGGGAAGUCUAUGAAAAACAAAAUUAUCUUCAAUGUAACAUCGUGUUUCCGGUGCCACUCAGUAGAAUCUGAUACCUGAGCCAGAAUUUGCAGAUGUUGCAUCUGUUUUAACUGGUGUUAAUCUGCCUUUACACUGCUAAACUUAAUCAAAAUGAAGAGAACUGAUCCUAUCAGAAUGAUGGAUAAAGAAGGCACUACUGGUGACCAAUCAAAGAUCAAGCAAUACAUCAUAACCAUCGAUUAGGAUAACCCUAACCUAGAUCCUGAAUUUUCCCCUUUCCUAAAUAUAUAUGUUUUUUAUUUGUUGUUCUUAAUAAACAUGUUAUCUGAAGGAA
Messenger RNA from Xenopus laevis (African clawed frog), 1428 nucleotides. RefSeq lists its product as uncharacterized. The coding region runs from base 15 to 1172 and encodes 385 amino acids. The record is from RefSeq and is a predicted model, not a curated record. Lineage: Eukaryota; Metazoa; Chordata; Amphibia; Anura; Pipidae. The transcript is spliced from 2 exons.